Molecule: messenger RNA, 589 nt
Organism: Protopolystoma xenopodis
Lineage: Eukaryota; Metazoa; Platyhelminthes; Monogenea; Polystomatidea; Polystomatidae
Source: the annotation of a GenBank genome assembly
CGAUUAUUUGUUCAAACUGCUACUUAUAGGCGACUCUGGAGUGGGAAAAUCCUGUUUGCUUUUGCGAUUCGCCGAUGAUACAUAUACAGAAACGUACAUAAGCACGAUUGGUGUUGAUUUUAAAAUUCGCACAAUCGAGCUUGAUGGCCGGAUUGUAAAGUUACAAAUCUGGGAUACUGCGGGUCAAGAGCGUUUUCGGACCAUUACUUCAUCUUACUACCGUGGAGCACAAGGAAUAAUUGUGGUAUAUGACGUCACUGACCUCCAAUCCUUUAAUAAUGUCUCCACAUGGCUCCGUGAAAUUGAGUUAUAUGCUCACAUGAACGUAAACAGGCUUCUUGUUGGCAACAAAUGCGAUAUGGCUACUAAGAAAGUCGUCGAUACAGACCGUGCCUACAGAUAUGCAGAAGAAUUGGGUAUUCCGUUUUUGGAAACAAGUGCAAAAGAUGCUACAAACGUGGAGGAGGCCUUCAUUAAGAUGGCUCAACAGAUCAAAGCACAUACUGUACCACUUCAAGGUAGCCCUGCUUCCACUGUCACCGUCAACAACACCCAACCCGUAAAGCAAAGCAGUGGUGGCUGCUGCUAA